AUGCCCGGGUGGAUACAAGGGCUGGGAAACGCGAGGGAAGCCCUGUCCGAAAGGUUAAGGUCUUUCCUGAAGAAGCCGCUGCGGGCCGUCUGGCUCAGCCCCGAGAGUCGUCUUGUGGAAGGAAUGUUACCAGCGUGUUCGGCGGCGGACCUGUCCUUCACGCCGGUCAUCUGCGUGUCCGCUUCAAAGGUUAUCACGCCCGAGCGCCAUCGCGAGCACCACUCCUGGACAUACCUUCAAGGCGCCGGAGACGACGAGGAGCACUGGAGCUCCGGGAUUACCCCCGAGCAGUUCUGGGCCAAUUGCGAGCGUCUCAUGGGCCUGGCGAAGGGCGGCGACAGGGGGGCCUUCGAAGGGGUCGUCGCAGCGCUGAUCACCAGGAACAAGAAGAUGAACGCAAGCAGCCCUUGCGCGGGAGGCACCGAGUCGAGAAGCGGGAGUGGCGCUGCAGGAAGCGAAGAAAGGCCGACUGGAGGAGGCAAGAGUCCGAGCAGCACCGAAGGCCACGACGGAGGGGAGGAUCCAUGGCAACCCGGAGGACCGGAAGUGCACGCGGUUCUCGGUGCCACGGGGCUAGUGGUGGGGAGCGUUGUCUACGCUGCGGGAAACUGGGCUUCUCACGGAACGGACUGCUCCUUGCUUAACCUUAGCGACGAAGCCUUCCCCGAAGAGCUCGUGGAGAGGUUGACUGGCCCAACCAGGCGGUACCUUCAUGUUCCGCUCAAGGGAGGGAAGAAGGCAAAUCCGCCGAGGUAUUGGCAAAGGACGGUCUUUCCUGCGGCUCUGGUGUUCAUCGCGUCCGCUGUCGGGGACUUACGGCUGCCGACGGCACGCAAGGGUAUGGCCACGGAUCAGUCGGCGGCCGUGGUUCAUGGAGAAGCCACGGGGCCGUUGGUCCACGAGGGGGCUCAUCUUGGUGAGGAGGCGGCGGCGAGCCCCGACAGGAGCUUGCCGAGUUACUGCGGUGGGAAGGUCGGAGAAACGAGUGCCGUGGACGCACCCGACCCUACGCAAUUGGAAGGGGCGGGAGGGAUUUCUUCGCCGGCGGAGGCGGACACAAGAGCGAUUGCGACGUCAUCUGCUCAACCACGUUUGCGGCAACAGUGGCAAGCUGAGCGCGGCGGUGCCGGGGUGAUGCCGGGACCGGUCAGCGCGGGCAAGUGCCUCGUAGUGUGUGCCACCGGAGCGGACGCUUCGGUAGUUGUCUGUCUCUGCGCUCUUGUGGCUUUCUUCCCUCCAGGCCCACAAGCAAGCACUAACACACCGUCCGGGAAUCGAAAUCAGCAGCCGCAGCAGCAGCAGCAGCUGCCGUCACCAUCGUCGCGACACGCCCUUGUCGCCGAUGAGACCGACGGCGGCGACUCCGGGCUGUGGUUAGGAGGCGGCAGGUUUUCGGUUCUUCGACGAAGUGCCGCAGGCGUCGUGACCAAGUCCCAGUUACGUUGGCGUUUUUUGCUGAUGCAGCAAGAGUGUCCUUGGGCGCGCCCGCCGCGGCGCUCGAUGCAGGAGCUGAACGAGUACUUCAUGACGCCAGGGGAACACUCUUGGUGGACGUUGAGCGAUCGGUAUCAUCUCGGGGAGGCUGACUCGCUCGAGCGAUUGGAUGCGGUACUCCCGAUGCAUAGAUAG
Messenger RNA from Ectocarpus siliculosus, 1629 nucleotides. NCBI's taxonomy places the organism in Eukaryota, Phaeophyceae, Ectocarpales, Ectocarpaceae. The record is from the annotation of a GenBank genome assembly.